AUGGCAAAAUCUACCUCCAUUCAGGCUCUGAAACGAUUUACAAGAGGAAUCGUUAAUCUGUACUCGGCAGAAUACCUCCGGGCUCCUAAUCCGGCCGACCUCAGAAGACUUCUCACCAAAGCUGAGAGAAGGGGCUUUCCUAGGAUGAUUGGAAGCAUCGACUGCAUGCACUGGCAAUGGAAGAAUUGCCCAACAGGUUGGGCUGGAGAAUACAGCGGUCGAAAACAUGUGCCCACUAUCAUCCUCGAAGCAGUCGCUUCUUAUGACACAUGGAUAUGGCAUGUCUUCUUUGGAAUGCCUGGAUCAUGCAACGACCUCAACGUCCUUGCUAAGUCCCCGUUGUUUGACGAGGUCAAUACUGGUCGAGCCCCUCGGGUCCAAUUUCAAGCAAAUAACAGGAUUCACAAUUUAGGGUACUAUCUCGCUGAUGGUAUCUAUCCGCAAUGGGCGACUUUCGUAAAAUCAAUUCCAAGGCCUACACGACCGAAGGAUCUGAAGUUUUCCCAGGCUCAAGAGGGGUACAGGAAGGAUGUCGAAAGAUGUUUCGGCAUUUUACAAUCGCGCUUUAGUAUUGUUCGAGGAGCUGCUCGUGGCUGGGAAAAAGAAGACCUUCGAUACAUCAUGCUGACUUGUAUUAUAUUACACAACAUGAUAAUCGAGGAUGAAAGACCAGAUGACAGCGACGAGGAUUUGGAGUCCGAUGAAGAAGAGGAUAACAAUAUGAGGCCCAGGUUGGCCCAGGUUUGGGAAGGACCGACUGGUGAUGACUUCGAUCCUGUUGGUAGAGAUGGUUAUUACUUCAACGGAUUCAUGGAUCGAUACGAUGCCAUUAGAAGUGCAAACAGUCACUCAAACCUUCAAGGGGAUCUGAUAGAGCAUUUCUGGAACGUUCAAGGCAACAUGGAGAUCUAG
Messenger RNA from Rosa chinensis, 912 nucleotides. RefSeq lists its product as uncharacterized. The coding region runs from base 1 to 912 and encodes 303 amino acids. Lineage: Eukaryota; Viridiplantae; Streptophyta; Magnoliopsida; Rosales; Rosaceae. The transcript has a single exon. The record is from RefSeq and is a predicted model, not a curated record.